This is a messenger RNA of Teleopsis dalmanni, 1068 nucleotides long. RefSeq lists its product as uncharacterized. The transcript has a single exon. The coding region runs from base 1 to 1068 and encodes 355 amino acids. Gene Ontology annotation, biological process: post-chaperonin tubulin folding pathway; tubulin complex assembly. NCBI's taxonomy places the organism in Eukaryota, Metazoa, Arthropoda, Insecta, Diptera, Diopsidae. The record is from RefSeq and is a predicted model, not a curated record. Gene Ontology annotation, cellular component: cytoplasm.
AUGGAUUGUGACAGCAAAGAAAUUUUUGGUUCUGGAACUAAUGAUGACGAACCCAAAUAUGAUUCUGAUGUGUCUAAUGGCUCUAGCUGUGCUUUGGAUGAAUGCGCUGCUGAUAUAUUAAGUGGUGAUACUCCAGUAAAUCUUUUGACAGAACUAUUUCAAGGAUGUACCCCUACCGAAUAUUAUCUAUAUAUAAGAUUUUCGGAAUAUCUUCACGUUAUUGAAAAUAUUUUGAAGGAAUUGUUGAGGCAAAUCUCAGUGCAAAAUGAUGAUGAGGAGGCAAAUAAAAACCUAAGUGAAAUAUUUGCAAAACUAAGUUCUGAUGUUGAAAAGUUCCGUACUGAAUAUGAGCCAUCUUUAAUAUUACUAAAUGAAACACAUGCCGUGUUAAUACAGCAAGGGUUUAAUAAAAUUAAAGAUAUCUAUGCUGAUAUACGAACCACAUUGUAUGAUAGAACCAAUUUAAGCUUACUUUCAGCGGAUGAGGAUAUGAAUGAUGAAGAAGUUGAAGACAUCAAACACUGGACAACAGUUGAACGCAUCAGAGAGCAUAUUGUUAUGAGUCGUGCUGAGGUCAAUGGUAAAAGGAUUGAAUUAGCAAAUAUAAAAUCUUCCAUAAUUGAAAUUCAGGGUAAUCCCUUAUCUCUUUAUAUGGAAAAUAUUAGAGAUUGUCUGAUCUAUUGCGGUCCGUGUACAAAUACUAUCAAUGUAAGAAAAUCUUAUGAUACCACCAUGGCAUUGGCUUGUAAGCAAUUACAGCUUAUGGAGGUCCGAAAUUGUCAGAUAUAUGCUCAUGUCACCAACAAUAUUACACUUGAGCAUUGCUUCGAAAUUACUAUAGGGGGAUAUAGUUACUACUAUCCUCAAUAUGAGGUUGAUGUGGAAGCGUCUAAGCUUGAUUUUGAUUGUAACAAUAACACAGAAGUAGCUGAUUUUUCUUGGUUAAUUAAAUGCGUUCGUUCCCCAAAUUGGUCAUUUAUGGCUAAUAUGGAUUCACUUUGCUGGCAAGAACUCAGAGCAAAAACCAUUGGUUUCGUUGCUAAGGAACAUAUUCUAGAAGAUUACUGA